AAGAAGUCUUAUGUAAGACAAAUCCUUAAAUAAACAAAACCAGUUUGAGUUCUAUAAAUUACUAAAGCAGAUCUGGAUUUGUUGAUUUAUGUUUAUGUCAUGUGGUCCAAUGUUUACCAGACAAAUUCAGAGUUGUUUUCACUCUAAUAAUUGAACUUGGUGUUUUGCCAAGUUCAAAGUUCAUACAUUUUCAAUGUCUAAAGAUGUUCCUAUUCAUCUCCAUUACACUUUCAGUUUUUACCUUUAAUUACUCUGUUGACUAUGAAUUUAUCCGGAUCAGUUUUGGAACUAGCUUAUAAAUCACCUUGUUCAUUAUUUGUAGAAAUGGUGGCUGAAGAACAGAGAACAUGGCAGAGCAGGCUACACCUCUGGCUCCUGAUGCAGAUGCUCAGUUGUUGGAAUGGCCCAAGAAAGACAACCGCCGCUUGCUUCAUGCUGUCUAUUGUGUUGGUGAUCUCGAUCGCACCAUCAAGUUCUACACUGAAUGCUUUGGGAUGAAACUCCUGCGAAUUAGAGAUGUCCCAGAAGAGAAGUAUUCCAAUGCAUUCAUGGGGUUUGGCCCCGAGCAAUCUUCGUUCGUCGUCGAGCUGAUUUACAAUCAUGGAGUAACUUCAUAUGAUAUUGGUACUGGAUUUGGACACUUUGCCAUUGCUACUCAGGAUGUUUACAAAAUGGUUGAAAAUAUCACGGCCAAGAGUGCUGAUAGUAUCAUCAGAGAACCUUUUGAACUGAAAGGCAGCUCCUUUGUGCUGGCCUAUGUGAAAGAUCCUGAUGGUUACAUCUUUGAGCUGAUCCAAAGAGCUCCCACUCCUCAGCCACUCUGCCAUGUAAUGCUUCGUGUUGCCGAUUUACAACGCUCUAUCAACUUCUAUGAGAAGGCAUUGGGAAUGAGGUCACUUAAUAAGGUUGAGAGUGUUGAACACAAGUAUGCCAUAGCCAUUAUGGGGUAUGCAGAUGAGUCAGAGACAGUGGCGCUGGAGUUGACUUACAAUCAUGGUGUGACAGAACAUUCCAAGGGAAAUGGAUAUUCCCAGGUUGCUAUUGGCACAGAUGAUGUAUACAAGAGUGCUGAGGUUGUCAAUCUGAUUACCAAAGAGCUUGGAGGAAAGAUAACCCAGCAGCCCAGUUUGAUUCAUCCAAUCAAUGCGAAGAUUACCGAGUUUCUCGAUCCCGAUGGCUGGAAAAUUGUUCUUGUUGACAAUGAAGACUAUCUGAAGGAGCUGCAGUGAAGAAUGACUCUACCGACAGUGAAAACGUACUGUUGAAUCGACAAUCUUCGAAAAAUUUGGAGAUUUAUAAAUAUGAAAAUAUUUUAAGCAUUUCAAUUGGCUUGGAUUCUUUCGAGAUUUCAAACUGUGGUUUUUAUGAGAUACUGUUGGUAUUUGAUGUUUUCUUAUUAAAUAGUUGGGAUCAUUCUCAAUUUCUUUAGUCUAUUCCAAUUUGCAUGCUA
Momordica charantia (bitter melon) is the source of this 1450-nucleotide messenger RNA. It is a transcript of the gene GLX1, whose product is annotated as glyoxalase/bleomycin resistance protein/dioxygenase superfamily protein. The record is from RefSeq and is a predicted model, not a curated record. Lineage: Eukaryota; Viridiplantae; Streptophyta; Magnoliopsida; Cucurbitales; Cucurbitaceae. Gene Ontology annotation, molecular function: lactoylglutathione lyase activity; metal ion binding. Gene Ontology annotation, cellular component: cytoplasm.